Molecule: messenger RNA, 1965 nt
Organism: Ceutorhynchus assimilis (cabbage seed weevil)
Lineage: Eukaryota; Metazoa; Arthropoda; Insecta; Coleoptera; Curculionidae
Source: the annotation of a GenBank genome assembly
AUGUUUGUCAUUGACGAACUUUGGUGUUUUUCACGAAGUGAUAAAAACGUGAACAGGGAUUCGUUUGUGAAAUGCAUCCUCAAGGGUGAAGAAUUGUAUGGAAUACCUUCGAAAACUAUUUUUAUAUCUCUGCCAAUAAGUGAACAAGACACAGACGACUCAUCGGCCGUUGUAUCACACUCUAUGUUAAUAAAUGACAUAUCUGAUUAUAAAAAAUGGCUUCUAAUCAUUGCAAAUGUUACAAAAGGAAAUAUAAUAAAUCCAAAAGUAAGAAGAGCAAAUACUAUUCAUAAUUAUAUCAUAUAUUUCAGACAUAGUGGGGAAUUUAGAAAGUCUAUUGAUUUAUUAAACGAACAAAAAGUGCUCAAUCCACAUGCCAAUUUUCUAAUAGUUACCACAACGCAUUUUGAAAGUGAUCACCCGAUUAUAAUAGAAAUAUUUCAAGUUCUAGAGGAGUUUCAAAUAUUAAAAUCAGUAUUACUAAUCGGGGAUCCGAAAGACCAAUCAAAUUUUAAUUUGUUUGGAUUCAUACAGUUCAGGAACGACACUUGCAAAAAUAAUGCACGAAAAGAUAUAAAACUAAUUGACACUUGCAGACAGGGAAAUUAUACGUCGAACACAAAAUGGUAUGAUUUUAAUGUUCCUAGACUAUUUAAGUCGUGUACUUUGAAGGUGGUUUAUGCAGAAGUGCCACCUUACGUUGUGAAUAUGAAACAGAAAGAUGUCUUGAGUAGUGACGAAUUUACUUCACAUGGACUCGAAAUUGGUAUAGUAACAAAUAUUUUUGCCUAUAUGAAUAUUUCUUUGAGGUUUAUUAAGAGCGAUAUCAUAGGGGAUAUUGAUUCUGAUAAAAGAAGUACCGGAUCUUUGAGGAUACUAUUAAACAAAGAAGCUGAUUUGGCUAUUGGCGUAUACGGAUUGACGUUAGCGAGAAUGACUUUUUUUGACAAUAGCUUCCCAUAUAUUUUUGAAAACCUUGUUUGGGUAGUACCUCAUGAACACUUGCCUUUAGGUGAAUUAUUAUUAGGAUUAGCAUCUAUAAUUCAUUACGAUGUUUGGAUAGUGAUUGCCCUAUUGGGCGUUACAACAGGAUCAUUGAUUAUUUUCAUUUCUAACCAUACAAGUGAUGAAACUAUUGCCUUCAAACGUCCAAGCAGAGCGGUACAAAAUUUAUUAACGAUUAUGCUCAACAUCACAGUAGGCUCGUUACCAAAAAGUCACGCAUUAAGAAUGAUAUUUUCAAUGGUUUUGGUUUUUGCUAUUACAUACAAUGCCGCAUAUACUACAUAUUUGACCAGUGUUUUAGCUAAAGCGGAUCGCUAUAGAGAAAAAUAUGAUGAUGUUAGUGAUAUUGAGGAGCAUAAUUUAAGCAUCUAUAUUGCUCCCAAUGCUAGGAAUUUUUUUCAAAUUAGCUCAACUAUACACUAUAAGCUAGUACACAGAGGAACACGUUGCAUACUUGCUGACUUUGAUAAAUGUCUUAACGACGUCGCAAUGCAUAGGAAUGCAUCGUUUCUUGCCCAACACGGAUUUGUUAAAUAUGUUAGAGAUAACUACUUGUCAGCAUCGCAUACUCGACUUUUAAAAAUCCUACCAGAUCCAGUUCUGUCUUAUCAAGUGAAUUUUUUCAUGGUCAAAGGCUUCUGGGGCUUGGAAAGGGUGAACUCUUUACUGAACAACGCAGUUGCAUCGGGGCUUGCAGAAAAAUGGAUGUAUACUCCAAAAAAUCAUAACUCAGCUAAUGUUACAGAUAUUGCUGAAAAUGAAAGAGUUGCCGAAGGAACUACCACGUUAACUUUCAAGAAUUUAGUGUUUGUGUUUUAUUUGAUGUUAGCAGGACAUGCAAUAGCAACUAUUGCUUUUAUAGCUGAAGUACUGAUCCACAAGUAUUACGAUGAUAAUAUAAGAAUACCAUCUGGAAAGCUGGAUUUGCUGACUUGGCCUGAACAUACUCUCUACCAGUAA